AUGAAUAUCGCGGCAUUGCUAUACUUCCUGAAUGUCAUACGGGCCACUCCGGCAUUUGUCUUCUCCAGGGCCACUCGAUCAUAUGGUAUUUCCCGAUUCGAAGUACAUUCUUUACCGGAUAGUCCUGCGCUGCCAGCCAGCUGGGCUGGUCGACUUCCGGUUCCGGGCAGAGCGGAUGGGAAUGACAUCUUCUUUUGGCUGUUCCAAGCAGAGCAAGCGGUAUACAAUGAUAACUUGAUCAUUUGGUUCAAUGGCGGCCCUGGCUGUUCAUCUUUGAUAGGGCUUACGACCGGCAAUGGCCCCAUCUUGUUUGAUGGCAACUCGACCAAGCUCGUUCGCAAUCCGAAAUCGUGGACUAAACUCGGCAAUGUCUUGUAUGUCGAUCAACCAGUCGGCACAGGCUUCUCAACAGCCAGUUUCCCCUACCCGGUCAAAGACAAUGCAAGAGUGACGGCCGACUUUGCACGCUGGCUACAUGCCUUCUUCAUGCACUUCCCACACCUUUCAUCGAAGCAAAUACAUCUAAUGGGCGAGUCAUAUGCCGGCAUCUACAUACCAUACUUUGCAUCCGAACUCCUCAAUGGCAAGAACACACUACCACUGGACGUGCGUUCAAUGUCUCUCGGCGAUGGCUCGUGGGGCAACGGAGCAGCCAUGUCAUCCGUCGCAAUGGGAGCCUAUCUGAGAUCCCAAUCAUCACUUCUCAACAUUCCCGAGAACAUCCUCUCCGUCUUCGACGAAGCAGACGAAACCUGCGGGUUCAACGAUGUGCUCGAGCAAUCCGCAGUCUACCCACCAAAUAGCAAAAUCCACAUCCCAGGGAACCCAGAGUACUUCAACUUGAAGCGCCGCCGCCGCAGAGACAUGACAGACGCCCUAAACUCAACAUGCAACAUCUUCCCAACAACCCCAGCCGAAGUCCGCGCCUCAAUCUUCAACUCGACCUGCUACGGCCCCUGCGCUGCCCACUCAACAGCUAUGGACUACAUGACAACAACGUCCGACGACGGCUCCAGAAAACCAGCCUGCUACAACGUCUACGACAUCAGCCACGACUGCAGCACUGUCUCCUCAUUGCCAUUGUUAGCAGAGUACUUCAGCCGCGCCGACGUCCAGUCCGCUCUACACGUCAGCAACAGCGGCACGUAUGAAGCGUGUAACUCGACUAUUCUGGGUACACUCCUCGCGGCGGAAUCACCUGUUCCACCAGAGUACUCCAUCAUCCCGUCUCUGAUUACCGAACAUAAUGUCUCGCUACAUAUCUACAAUGGAGAGUGGGAUAUGUUGAUCAAUCACAUUGGCACCGAGUUGUCGAUUCAGAAUAUGACGUGGCGUGGUGCGCAGGGCUUCUCGCGGAAACCGAGUCGACCGUUUUAUCCUGAUAAUGCGGCGCCUUCUUCGACUAUCAACCCUAUGGCAACGUUGGCUGCUGCUGCUACUACUCUCUCGACUAUUGCGGCUACUGCUGCUCCUGCUGGUACGUGGACUAUGGAGCGUGGUGUGUCGUAUCACCUUUUCCGUGAGGCGGGACAUAGUGUUUUUGUCAAUAAGCCAAGGGAGAUGUUUGCAUUUGUGAGGGAUGUGGUUGUUGCUCCGAGGAGUGGUUGA
Penicillium canescens is the source of this 1608-nucleotide messenger RNA. RefSeq names its product putative serine carboxypeptidase (gene cp9). Gene Ontology annotation, cellular component: trans-Golgi network. Gene Ontology annotation, biological process: proteolysis; apoptotic process. NCBI's taxonomy places the organism in Eukaryota, Fungi, Ascomycota, Eurotiomycetes, Eurotiales, Aspergillaceae. Gene Ontology annotation, molecular function: serine-type carboxypeptidase activity. The record is from RefSeq and is a predicted model, not a curated record. The transcript has 2 exons. Bases 1 to 1608 code for a protein of 535 amino acids.